This is a messenger RNA of Hemibagrus wyckioides, 3587 nucleotides long. RefSeq names its product AE binding protein 1a (gene aebp1a). Gene Ontology annotation, biological process: negative regulation of transcription by RNA polymerase II; proteolysis. The coding region runs from base 300 to 3482 and encodes 1060 amino acids. The transcript is spliced from 19 exons. The record is from RefSeq and is a predicted model, not a curated record. NCBI's taxonomy places the organism in Eukaryota, Metazoa, Chordata, Actinopteri, Siluriformes, Bagridae. Gene Ontology annotation, molecular function: DNA-binding transcription repressor activity, RNA polymerase II-specific; metallocarboxypeptidase activity; RNA polymerase II transcription regulatory region sequence-specific DNA binding.
CUUCCCACACUCACUCAGAGGGGGCUGUCGGAGGAAUUCAGCUGGAGGAACAGCUCGGUACGAAAAAGCAAGCGAGAUACAACUUCAGCUCUACAUCUGAUUCCACUGUUGUUCUCGUUCAUUCUUCCUCUGGUUCAGAUUAGUGUGUUGUCUUAAAAUUUGACCACCGUCUUUGCUUGUUUAAAGAAAACCAACACACUCCUUUCCUUUUUCCAUUUGCUGCCUUGGCACAUUCUUCUGUGACAGCGAGCCUGGAUCUCCACCUUCCUCCACCUUGAUUCUCCAUUCGGCUGCACUGAAUGAAGAUGCACAGGUCAAAGGUUAGGCUCUGUCUCACCUUGUUCUCACUCUGCUGGACUUUAUCAUGCUUCGACAACGUGGAAGCAGACGGCAUCAUCAGGCCUGGAAAGACCACCAAAGGUCUCAGAAGACAAUCAGCUGUUGCUGAUCAGCAGAAAGAAGAAUUAGAGUCAGAAGACACUCAGCUGGACAAACCCAGUGCAGAUGUGGAGGGUAAAAAUGACAAAACAAGCAGUAAAAAGUCACCAGAAGACAUCCUAGCAGAAAAGGCAAAGAAAGCAGCAGAGAAAGAGGCCAAAGCAAAGAAGCCAAAGGCGCCCAAGCCCACCAAAGCACCCAAGCCUCCGAAACCAACAAAGAAGCCAAAACCAACCAAAAAACCCAAACCACCAAAACCAACCAAAAAGCCCAAACCACCAAAACCAACCAAGAAACCCAAACUUCCUAAACCUACCAAGAAGUCCAAGGUAGUGAAGGCCACCCCAAAGUAUGAAGUAAAUGAGAAACCCAGCUCUCCAUCAAAGAAACCAACCAUGGAGGAGGAAGAAGAGGAGAAAAUUCACACAGAACUCGGAUUUAAUAAAUAUCAUCCCCCUAAGAAUGAAGAUACAAAAAUCCUGAAGGAGCAUGACCCCAGUUACUGGGAUGCCAGAUAUGAAGUUACAGAGCCUGGUCUCCCGCCUAAAGUCAAGGAGGCCGACCCCAUUACUGAGGAUCCCAGCAUAUAUUUACCCAUUCCAGAGGAGACCACAGGCACACCACUUGUACCACCACCCUGGUAUGAAGAAUACGAUUAUUCUGACUUGGUAGCAAAAAAACUGGAGGAGGAGAUGGAGAAAAAGCGGAAAGAGAAGGAGGAGAAGGCUGAAAAACUCAGGAAAAUAUGGGAGGAGGAGGAGGAAGAGAGAAGAAAGCAAACUCCUGUUUAUGUCGAACCCAAAAAUUGUCCUCCAAUGGGCAUGGAGUCGCAUCGCGUGGAGGACGACCAAAUCUUGUCCUCUUCGACAUCCCAUCACGGAUUUGCAGCCCAGAGAGGUCGUUUGAAUAUGCAGGCCUCAAAUGACGAGGAAGAUGUUUACGGAGGGGCCUGGUGUGCUGACCCUGAGGAGAAGGAGCACUGGUUUCAGCUGGAUGCCCGGCGAGAGGUGGAGUACACCGGGGUCAUCACUCAGGGCAGGAGCUCAGAAACAAAUGACGAUUUUGUUUCAUCGUAUUUUGUGGCCUUCAGUAAUGACACACGUGAAUGGACGGUGCUUCAUGACGGCUAUGCUGAAUGGCUCUUCUAUGGCAAUGUUGACAAAGAUACUCCCGUGAAGACCGAGUUCUCCCAUCCUGUGGUUGCACGAUAUAUCCGAAUCUUACCCCAGAGCUGGAACGGCAGUCUGUGCAUGAGGCUAGAGGUGCUUGCCUGCCCCCUACCUAAUAGUCACCCGACAGAGAAUGAUGUCACACCCACCGAUGACUUGGAUUACAGGCAUCACAACUACAAGGAGAUGAGGCAGAUGAUGAAAGUGAUAAAUGAAGAAUGUCCUAACAUCACUAGAAUCUACAACAUUGGCAAGAGCUUUCAAGGGCUGAAGAUGUACGCGAUGGAGAUCUCCGACAACCCGGGAGAGCAUGAGACAGGCGAGCCAGAAUUCCGCUACUCUGCUGGUCUGCAUGGGAAUGAAGUUCUAGGCAGAGAGCUCCUGUUACUGCUCAUGCAGUUCCUCUGCAAGGAGUACAAUGACAACAACCCUCGAGUGCGACGCCUGGUGGACGGAGUGCGCAUUCAUUUAGUGCCCUCUCUCAAUCCAGAUGCGUAUGAGCUGGCUUACGAAAUGGGCUCAGAAAUGGGAAACUGGGCACUAGGACACUGGACUCAGGAAGGUUAUGACAUUUUCCAGAACUUUCCUGACCUUAAUAGCAUUCUUUGGGGUGCAGAGGACAGGGGCUGGAUUCCCCGCAUUGUGCCAAACCACCAUAUCCCCAUUCCUGAGAACUUCUUGAAUGGAUCAGUGGCUGCUGAGACAAAAGCCAUCAUCUCCUGGAUGCAGCGAACGCCCUUUGUUCUGGGAGCAAAUCUGCAGGGAGGUGAGAAUAUCGUCACAUACCCGUUUGACAUGCAGCGGCCACCACGGGCCCGUGGCCCAGCGGGGCGUCCAAACUACAACAUGAAUGAAGAGACAUGGGCCAGGAUCCAGAGACAAAACGAAGGUGCACUGCGUGAGACGCCAGACGAGAACAUGUUCCGCUGGCUGGCCAUGACCUAUGCUCACAGCCACCUCACUAUGACGGAGACGCAGCACGGCUUGUGUCACACUGAUGACAUCACAGAUGGCCAGGGCAUCGUUAAUCGUGCAAACUGGAAACCUGUCGUAGGCAGCAUGAACGAUUUCAGUUACCUUCACACAAACUGCUUCGAGAUAUCUAUCUUCCUGGGAUGUGACAAGUUUCCGCAUGAAAGCGAGCUGUCUUUGGAGUGGGAGCACAACCGGGAAUCCCUGCUUGCUUUCAUAGAGCAGGUGCACCGUGGCAUUAAAGGUGUGGUAAAGGACACUGAUGGGAAUCUAAUCGCAAAUGCUACAAUAUCAGUGGAGGGCAUCAGACAUGAUGUCAAAACAGCUUCUACAGGUGAUUACUGGCGUCUUUUAAACCCAGGUGAGUAUCGUGUAACCGCCAGAGCUGAUGGUUAUACAUCUCAUACUCGCUUGUGCAUGGUGGGCUAUGAGGCAGGUGCAUCACGAUGCAGCUUCACAUUAUCCAAGUCGAACUGGGCCCGGAUUAGAGAGAUCAUGGCCCAGAGAGGGAAUAAACCAGUUCGGGCAGUCACCAGGACCCAAACUGGAAGCACAAGCAAUGCCGGUCCAAAUAAAAAUCAUGUGCCUGUUGGUGGAAGAAGGGAGCGAUUGCGCCGUCUGCGUCUGAUGCGUCUGCGCAGGCUGCGGAUGCAGAGGCUGAGAGGCAACAGGACCACCACUCUAGUGCCCACAACCACUACAACCACCACCACCACAACCACCACAACCACCACUCCAUUUCCCACCACCCACACGGAGCUGAUAACUGAGACCACUGACUCGUGGUUUGACACGUGGUAUAUGAUAGGCAACACAGACGCACCAGAUCCCAUCGAGCCUGAGCUCCCCGAGACAGAACCAACACGAGACUACACCUUUGAGUACAGAAUAGAUGAUUACUGAGCACAGACACCACCUUGGCGGUAUCGCAGCUGAUGAUUUUUCUCCCAGCCUUUAUUCUCUACUAAUAUGAACACUCACUCUGUGGAACAGAGUGCCUAAAGAUUU